Messenger RNA from Tauraco erythrolophus (red-crested turaco), 386 nucleotides. RefSeq names its product SRA stem-loop interacting RNA binding protein (gene SLIRP). Lineage: Eukaryota; Metazoa; Chordata; Aves; Musophagiformes; Musophagidae. The record is from RefSeq and is a predicted model, not a curated record. Gene Ontology annotation, molecular function: RNA binding.
AUGGCGGCGGCCAGAGCGGUGCGGACGGCGAGACACCGCGCCAGGGGGCUCUUCGAUAUCUUCGUGGCUGAGGUUCCCUGGACGGUAUCGAGCAAGGAGCUGAAGGAGUACUUCUCCCAGUUUGGGUCGGUCCAGAGGUGCCAGCUGCCGUUCGAUAAAGAUACAGGCUUUCACAGACGUUACGGCUGGAUUAAAUUUUCAACUCCAGAAGAUGUUCAGAAUGUGUUUCAGAAGGACACCCACAUACUUGAAGGUGCCAAGCUCACCCUCAAACAGCAGCUCCAUAGAAGACGCGGUCAAAGAAAGAAUCCAAGUGAGUGAGGAGUGGAAGGAGGCUUUAUUUCACUAAAUGUAAAGAAACUAAAAUAAAGAUUACUGAGAAACUA